AUGACAGACCUGGGGCGUCAGCCGGCGACUCGGCCUAUCAGGUGGGAGCGGGGCUCCUCCAAGCCAACCACCGCGUUGCAGAGGCGGCCGCAACAAACCCUGAAACCUCCCGCCCGCUCAACGGGAGGACCAAGGACGCAAGACGACCCCGAACGAAGGGGAGGCGGCACCAUCUCCAUAGCGACGACGCAAGGGGACGUCGCGCCUCGUCUCGACUUGCGCGAUGGCGUCACGCGGCCUUGGCGGCUCCUGCCGCAGCCGGAGGCGGGCGGUCGCGGUCGCGGCGGCGGGAAGCGGGAUGACUGGAGGCGGGAAGCGGAGGCCCCGCGCGGCCACGCAGGGGCUGGAGCAGGUACCCGUGCCACUCUUCCUUUGCGACAGGUGUCCUCUCGGACAAGUCCCACAGAGCCCUGCUGUGCCUCCUGCUUCCGACGGCCUCCUGGGUUCAGCCUCGGACGCCGUUCCACAAGAAAGAACGCGCGCUCCCGAGCAUGUGCAGAGUUGCUGCUCAGUCUGAGCUCAGCCUUUCCUUCUUGGCGGUUUGGAGGAAUAAACGUGGCGCGAGAUCUUUUUAGCAUAUUUUGUGAAAAAUCUAAAGAUGUAAAGAAAAGGCGGUCUAGUGAAGCAGACAUUCCCCAUCAUCUGUGCCAAGAAGUGGAAACUUGCUAUCGGCUCAAAAUGCCUGAAGAUUUCUAUCAUUUCUGGAAGUUUUGUGAGGAGCUAGAUCCUGACAGGCCAUGUGAUGCACUUAAGUCAAGCAUUGGACUUCAGCUAGUUGGACCAUAUGAUAUUCUUGCUGGAAAACACAAAAAGACAAACAAAUCAGGAGAUGUGAACUUCAACCUUCACUGGAGAUUUUUUUAUGAUCCUCCUGAAUUCCAGACUGUUCUUACUGGGGACAGCAAAAUGCAGUAUCAUGUGGGAUAUUUUAGAGACAUGCCAGAUGAAUUGCCAGUGUGGGUUGGAGAAAACGAAGCCAAGAAAGGCUGCAUGAUUUCUCAAGUUGGUGACAAUAUAUUUACUGCUGUAAAAUUAUUUUUGUCCAGAAAGCUUAAGGAAUUGCCAGAUAAAAAGAAAAGUGGCAUUUUGAAAGCAAUAGAUGGAAAACUAACAGAAACAACCAAAAAACUGGGUUAUUCGUUGGAGCAAAAAACAGCGAAAAUGAAACAGAGAGAUAAGAAAGUAGUGACAAAGUCUUUUCAUGGAGCUGGUCUGGUUGUUCCUGUAGAUAAGAAUGGUGUUGGGUACAGAGAGCUUCCAGAAACAAAUGCUGAUCUGAAAAGAAUUUGUAAAGCCAUUGUAGAUGCUCCUAAUGAUGACCAGAGACUGAAAGCCUUUGCCCCUAUUCAGGAAAUGCUGACUUUUGUUCAGUUUGCGAAUGAUGAAUGUGACUACGGAAUGGGAUAUGAACUGGGCAUAGAUCUCUUCUGCUAUGGGUCACAUUAUUUCCACAAGAUUAUUGGCCAAUUGCUGCCUCUUGCUUACGGUUUGCUGAAGAGGACCCUGUUUGCAGAAAUUAUUGAAGCUCAUUUAGCUGACAGAAGAGAAGAGAAUGUAGAUCAACUUGCAGUGUGAUAUAAAAUGAAAUUUGUACGGUGAAGUAUC
This is a messenger RNA of Euleptes europaea (tarantolino), 1605 nucleotides long. Its product is annotated as histone PARylation factor 1. Gene Ontology annotation, biological process: regulation of protein ADP-ribosylation; DNA damage response. Gene Ontology annotation, molecular function: histone binding; poly-ADP-D-ribose binding. The transcript is spliced from 8 exons. The record is from RefSeq and is a predicted model, not a curated record. Bases 1 to 1575 code for a protein of 524 amino acids. Lineage: Eukaryota; Metazoa; Chordata; Lepidosauria; Squamata; Sphaerodactylidae. Gene Ontology annotation, cellular component: nucleus.